AUGGGUAAUGAAAAAAAUAUUUUGUCGAAAGUUGCUAAUAUACCUCUAAAGCAACCAGGCUUUGACGCAUUAGAUGUUUCUGCACCAGUGCUAGUGCAGAUGAAUCCAAAUGGGAAAUGGGAAAAUUGUAAGCCAGGGGAUCUGGAUGAAGAGCGGCUCAAAAGUAUUGUGCAACAUUUAGUAAAAUCCAAAGCAAUUUCCGCAGCACAAAGCUACUGCUGCCAAUGUGCCACAGAAAACCAAACAGAUUCGGGUGGUAAAUCCAAUUAUGUACCGGUAAUUAUGAUGCCCAUAUAUUCCGCAGAUGAAUGUCCAUUUGACUUGGACUGUGAGAUAAAAAAAAUGAAAGAAGCGGAGAGUGAUACGAAACCAACAAAGAAAGAAAAAGUUCAACAAUCUGCGAAAGAAUCCGAAAAGGAUAAGGAUAAGAAAAAAACUAAAAAACGAGGAUUUGUUUUACAACGAUUAACAGACUUCGAUUUACUUUCUCAAUGGUAA
Messenger RNA from Zerene cesonia (dogface butterfly), 498 nucleotides. RefSeq lists its product as uncharacterized. Lineage: Eukaryota; Metazoa; Arthropoda; Insecta; Lepidoptera; Pieridae. The transcript has 3 exons. Bases 1 to 498 code for a protein of 165 amino acids. The record is from RefSeq and is a predicted model, not a curated record.